AUGCCGUACGAGGGUCUCGACCACGAGCCCAACCCCGACGAUGUCGCUGUGUGGAUAUCAAAGACACUCAUAAUUAGGUUCACUACGGUGGAGAUGCACCAAAGUGACCGGGUGAAACUACAAUUUGGGAUGCAUCAGGAUAUUCCAGAUGCUCCAGUAGACUUGGGGAAGUGGCAUCAAAAGCGGGUAGACGCACAGUGGAGUUUGAGUGAUUGGAAAGAGUUUGGAAAGGACUUGCGUAUACAUUGGAAAAGAAGAAGACAAUACGUCUUAACCGACCAUAUUGUGCACGGGGCUAGGCCAAGUCUUCAAUAUAUGACUUGGUUUAGGUCUGUCACGACAUCUCAGUCUUUCCUGUCCCAGCCAACCUAUUUGGCCGACCCAAGGGAACGCGGUUCUUCGUCAAACCCACAACAACAGUUCAGUGCUCAAAACCAGCCUUACGAAAACCCAUACAUGCCAACAAAUACCCCCUAUCAACAACGACAACCUUACAUACCACCCAUCCAAUCCCAGCCUCAACCACCUUACCAUUACAGCCCUGAUACGUCUUUUGAGCCUACCCCUUCCACCUAUAGCCCAGACCGCUCAUUUGACCCUACCCCCUCCAACUACCUCUCCAAGUACCCUUCCAACCACCCACUAUUUGACUACCACACCACACAACAACCAACACACCUAGACCAACCCAAUUCCAUGUACACAUUCGGACAACCAUACCGUCCAUACUCCACCCAACCUCCCCGACAAUCCUUCGAAAACAUGGACAUUGGACCUCCCAGCUAUUGGGGUCAAAUGAUGCAAACUCUAUCUGAUACGUCGGGGCCGUCCCAACCAUACCCUCCUCCACAACUCAACACACAGAGACCGGACACACCACAACAACCUCGUCGCAACACGCAUCCCCCACAAUGUGGCACCGAUGGUUACUUAGAUAGAGCCGGUCAUUAG
This is a messenger RNA of Lathyrus sativus (Indian pea), 951 nucleotides long. The record is from the annotation of a GenBank genome assembly. Lineage: Eukaryota; Viridiplantae; Streptophyta; Magnoliopsida; Fabales; Fabaceae.